AUGGAAUAUUACUUAAAGAUCAUACAAUACACGCUAGACAUUGUGUGCAGUUUCGCUCUUGCGGAAAAAACUUUUCAAGAUGAAACAGUAUCUGCAGAAUAUAUAAGUCAGUCCGAUUCAGAGGCUUUAAUUAGUCAAAUUGACGAAUUUUCAAAACUUUUCGAUUUCCAAGAUGUUCAAGUUCUUAGUGAUGGUGUUUUGAAUGGAUUUAAUGAGUCAGAAUUUUUGGAAGCAAUGCGCAAAGAUCACCCGCAUGCUCACCUUAAUGUCAUAGGAAUGAUCGAUCUAUAUGAGUAUAAAUCAGAAGUACACAAAGUUGAAACUGAAGAUCAAUACAUCCUCGAACUGCACAGGAUAACGGGUAACAAGACGGUACCAAGCCCUCAUGGUAAACCUGUGGUGUUUAUUAUGCACGGAAUACUUGCAUCAUCGUCUGAUUGGGUUAUUGCUGGCCCAGAAAGAGGAUUGGGUUUUUUCCUCGCUGACGCGGGAUACGAUGUCUGGAUGGGUAAUGCUAGAGGCAACAGAUACUCACGUGUGCAUAAAUGCUUGAGUACGAAACAAAAGAAGUUUUGGAAGUUCUCAUGGCACGAAAUUGGGAUUUAUGAUUUACCCGCCAUGAUUGACUACGUUUUGAACACAACUAACAAUAAAGAUCUAUCGUACAUCGGACACAGCCAAGGAAGCACUUCAUUUCUUGUUAUGCUGAGUGAACGUCCAGAAUACAAUGAUAAAAUAAGAGUGAUGUUCUCACUCGCCCCGGUUGCUUAUUGCUCGAACAUGUACAGCCCGAUUAUGAGAUAUCUGUCAAAAUUCGAGAAGUCUAUUAGGGUGGUGCUGGACAGAGUUGGGCCUUGGGAGCUUUUACCUAACAGAGGACUUUACAAACUGAUAACUUCAAGUGUUUGUAAAGGAAGUUUUCAAAAAAUUUGCCGCAAUAUCUUGUUCAUCGUUUGUGGCUUUAACGACGAACAAUUUGAUAUUUCGUUGAUGCCCGCUAUUAGCGCACACCUUCCAGCCGGAUCCAGUAUUUAUCAGUUGUUCCAUUAUGCUCAGUUGAUAAAGACAGGCCACUUUAGACAGUUUGACGAAAAAAUACUUGGUAGUUCGAAUCCACCAUCCUACAACUUUAAAAACAUCAAAACUCCGAUUUCUCUCAUCUAUGCCGACAACGACUGGCUUUCUGAUGCAAAGGACGUAAAGAAACUCUACUCAAAACUUCCUAAUCCUAUUGACAUGCGCGCAGUGCCCAACAAAAAGUUCAACCACAUUGAUUUUCUUUAUGGAAUCGAUGUCAAAACGCUUGUAUACGACGACAUAUUGAAAACUAUGUUGGAUUAUCAAAACAUUUCCAACGCCAUAGUACCCUAA
Copidosoma floridanum is the source of this 1371-nucleotide messenger RNA. Its product is annotated as lipase 3-like. Lineage: Eukaryota; Metazoa; Arthropoda; Insecta; Hymenoptera; Encyrtidae. Gene Ontology annotation, biological process: lipid metabolic process. The record is from RefSeq and is a predicted model, not a curated record. Gene Ontology annotation, molecular function: hydrolase activity, acting on ester bonds.